CACAAGCUAGGUGCAGAGAUGGCGGUCAAGUCUGUAGUUCUUCUCUGUUUUGUCUUAGCCUCCCUCCUGCUCGUCAUCCAGAGUGUGGCGUACGCUAGGGAGCUCACUGAAGCCAAUGGGCCUGAGGGGAAGAGUGUGAAGCGUGCUGGAGGGCCUGGGCACAUGGAUGCAAAGUUGCUACUGGGUGGAUUCAAGCAUGGCAGUGGGUACGGAAAAGAAGGUGGGUAUGGUGGAGGGUAUGGAAAUAAUGGUGGGUACGGUGGCGGAAAUGAUCCGCCUAGCUACGGUGGUGGAUAUGGGCCUGGAUAUGGUGGAGGAUAUGGGCCAGGAUUUGAUGGAGGAUACAAGCACCAUUUCCAUGGCGGUGGUGGCUAUGGGCCUGGAUAUGGUGGAGGCUACGGACCCGGUUAUGGAGGUGGGAAUAGUUGCCCUCCAUGCGGAGCUCCUAGCUACGGUGGUGGUUAUGGAGGUCCAGGCUACGGUGGGGGCAAUGGUGGGGGCAAUGGUGGAGGAUAUGGUAGUGGCAGUGGGUAUGGAGGAGGUGGGGGCUAUGGAGGUGGAUAUGGUGGUAGCAGUUCUCCAUGAAGCACAUACUGCGGCAGUGCAAUCCUACUAAGGAUUUAAAGCACAAGUAUGUCAAAUAAAUCAUGCAGGGGUGAUGUUUCUGAAAAACUUAAUUAUGUAUGGCACCAUGUCCGUGUGGAAUAAACGGUUGACUACUGUUUGCUUGAUUGAAGUACCGUACCACAAUAAAGACUAGGCUUUGUGUGUUGCUCCAUCAUGUAUAGACCGUUUCCAUAUCAGAGUAUUACCGUGUUUUUUAACACAGCUAGGGAUUUCCAUAUCAGAGGUAUUAGCUCCACAAUAAAAGCUAGGGAUGAUCAUGUAUUACCGUGUUUUUUUUAAACUUACUCCUCGUCAUUUAAGGACCUA
Molecule: messenger RNA, 933 nt
Organism: Panicum hallii
Lineage: Eukaryota; Viridiplantae; Streptophyta; Magnoliopsida; Poales; Poaceae
Product: keratin-associated protein 21-1-like
Exons: 2
Coding region: 19-585 (188 amino acids)
Source: RefSeq, a predicted model, not a curated record